AUGGACGUUCGCCCAAUUCUGAAGAGCUACGAAAACCAAAAGACUGCUGGACGAGGACAAGCAGUACUACCGACGGAUUCGGCCCAUGGAGAUGUUUCCCGUCGCAAACCCGAACACAACACUCGGCCUCAGUAUCUUUACUACGGUAACAUCCAUAACAGAACCUGUGCUGAGAAUCCCGCGGUAUACUUAUUAGCUCCUGAAGCUGUAAAUAUACAAAAAGGGUGUCGUCGACACCCAGGCUAUUUACCCGUGCAGCCAAACCAAUCUUCACAAGCUCCAGCUCACUGUUUACUCUCGAAGACCCCUGUUAAGAAUAUUCAAUAUCCGUUGGCGAACCAUAGAGCCAUGUCAAAAUUAUCGGAUGAGGAGUGUACGGAACAACUCUGGCGGACGCAUCUACGUCAACAGAGUCUUAAUAGGAUGCCAAACCGAUAUGUGGAUGGGGGGUAUGACCCGAGGGGAAAUGGUCCCGCCGCAGGCUUCGACUUAAAUGCGGAGCAUGCUCAGCUCCCAAGCAGAUUAGCAGCUUUCAGUAUCGCUGGCAGCGGAAUACACGGCCGCUAUGACCCAGGGGGCGUGCCUCCAGAUUCAAAUCGUGCUUUACGGAUACAGCUUCCGCACAAUCGUGCACAUGGACGAGGAUUCACACCAGUCCCUCGUGACCCCCAGGUAGAGCAACACACUUUUGGUACGACCGCAGCCGCCAGUUUCAAUUUAUCACCAAAUGUUACUUUAACCAGUAUGAAUACCACCCCGAAGCAAAGUCUUAAUGAAGAAAUCAAAGACCUUCAGCAGCAGCAAGCACUGGAUGAGCUCGAUAAAAUAGAGCGUGGUAAAGAUUCAAGAGGGCGAUAUAGAACAUAUCAGGGGGAGGGUUACAAACCACCAUUCCCAACACCCAAUUAUUCCCCGCUAUCUAGUUCGAAAUCUUCGAUAUCGAGCAUGUCGGAGCUUUCGUCGGCGGCCUCCGAGGAAAGUUCCGACGAAGAAUCAGACGGGGAGUCUAACGAAGAAUCUCGACGUAUUAACCCAGGUCUGAAUACUAGUAGCAACGAAUCGAAUGCGGAUAUUAGCGGAGAGUCAGCGCGGAAAAAACACCCUAUCGUGCAUCAGUUCUCAUCAGAAUGGCCCAAUGGACCUGCUUCUUCAAUGACGGCCAAUAAGUCAGACGCAAAGAAUCCUUUCGAGCCUAUACGGGCGGGCAAGGCUUCUAGACCACAGGAAACAGCGCGAACGGCUAGGCUUCCGGCCUUCAAUCUGAAUAAUAUCCCGCCGAUUCCCGUUGCGUGCUUCAUGGCUAGUAGGUAUAGGCCAGCCGCAACUGCGAAAACGUUUGAAGCGGGGGCCCCUACUGAGACCCCACGUCAAGAAGGAAGUAAUCCAACCCCAGUUUCGGAACUAGUAGCUCUUACCCCAGCUCCCGGGGUCGCAGUUUCUGUCCAGGUCUCAAAAGUGGGUACUUUGACGCCUGUUUCUGCUCUCAAAGGCCAGGUUCCUGUCACACCAAAGUCAAGAGCCCAAGGCGCCAGGAGCUUUGGUAUUAAUACUAAAGGUAUCCCUAGCCAAACUACUACCCCCUUAGCAAAGAGCAGCAAGAUUCCUUCAGAGUCUACCCCUGCACAGACUAAAGGAGGCAAGGUAGAAUGGUGGCAGCGGUGGAGAUCUAGCUAUAGCGGGGAAAUACAAGCUGUUGCAACGGCGCCUUCCCUCCCACCACCAUACCCAUGCAACGUCAUCAAGCCUAGGAAAGGCGAAGUAUGGAUCGAAGACAUUGAUAAGGAAUUGCAACCCGAUGGUGGCGAAGAGCCAUCGUCACGUACAACAGAAGAUUGGGAAAUGGUUGAAGAAUCAGAAAUAUACGAGCAGGAUGAACGGGAUUGGGAAGUGGUUAAGGAACUUGACAACGAUGUUGCUGUAAGAGAUCGGAAUGAGAAAAGGACACGAACCUACAUCUAA
Orbilia oligospora ATCC 24927 is the source of this 1959-nucleotide messenger RNA. RefSeq lists its product as uncharacterized. The record is from RefSeq and is a predicted model, not a curated record. The transcript is spliced from 2 exons. The coding region runs from base 1 to 1959 and encodes 652 amino acids. NCBI's taxonomy places the organism in Eukaryota, Fungi, Ascomycota, Orbiliomycetes, Orbiliales, Orbiliaceae.